AGCGUGCAACCUGCGCCAAGGUCGGGUAAGUCCAUGGACCCCCUCUCGAUAACGACAGGGGUUCUUGCCCUUCUCGGAGUGUGUUACAAUGUCGGCACAGGGCUCAAAAAGCUGUACGAUGACAUCGAGGCUGUCGACGAGACGGUGGCGGCCAUCAUCGAGGAUGUCAAGGCCCUUACCAAGGUUCUCAACACCAUGAAGACGAGCUUCGACGGCGUGGCUGGACCUUUGACUGGGCAUGUCGGAGCUCACUGGGAGAACAUUUACUCCAGUUUGAAAGAUGGAAAUGAGGCUCUUGAGGGCCUUUACAAGGUUGUGCAAGAGGUCAGCAGGGAAACUUCAGUCCUCAGUGGGACAAGGAAGCAGAUGCGCCUCAAAGCUGCUGAGGGAAAGAUUGGGCUCUUUCGAAAGCAGAUUCAGUCCUUUCGAGAUACUCUACAGCUCUCCAUGCAAGCCCUUAUUCUAUGGAACCAAGUAUCCAUUCAAGGUGCAAACGAUCGCAUCUUGCCCAGUCUCGAGGAUAUGCAGCGCGAGAUCCGAAACCUAGCUGUCAGGUUGAACGAGCGCAUCAGCACUUUGCAGACAACACCAGUUGCUGCUAUCCCUCAGUUCGACAUGACGAAACCUGCAGAGAUCGCGGCCAUGUCAAACCUGAGGAACUGUGUACGAUCCGCUGCCACCAUCGUAUCGUCUGCUUCCACCAUCUUGACACUCGACCGGGACGAAGAGACGGAAACUUAUUGUGGCUCUGAUUGGGGUGACGUCUUGCCAAGUCAGACCAGCGAGUCCACCAUGGCCUGGCUGCAAGACAGCGUUGACAGAGGACAGAUACGAAUUCCAGGAUCUUCAAGACCGCCACAGGGAGAUGACUCAGACUCGGACUCGGAUCUUGACCUCGAUCUUGCUCUAGGCCUGUAUAAAAAGGCACAAGUCAAGUAUCAGUCAACAGAUUAUCAGGGCGCAGAACCGUUACUGCGCAACUGCCUGUCUCGGCUGAUGCCCAUGACCGAACAGGGCCGCACACGACCACGAAAGUCAGAUCUCCCUUCAGCACACGAAGUCUUGUCCCUCUUCUGUCAGACAUGCAUCGGUCUCGAGAAAUGGGAAGACGCAGCUACCGCCAUGAUUGACAAGAUCGCGCUCAGCCCACACGGCCUAGAGGGCAAGGAUGAAGCGGCUUUGAAGGACAUUUCGACUCUAGUCAUGGUUCUGUACGCCAAGAAAGACUACGUCCAAGGUCAUUUAUACGGCCGCAAGCUGCUUCGUGGAUAUCGGAAGCUUGGGCCCAGCGGAGAGGAUGGUGUUGAGCGCAGUCUGACUCUGCUUGUCGCCAUCUGCAAAGCCAGCGGCAACACCGACGAGGAGCAAGCCUAUUCCAUCAUGUUGGAGAAUCUACGUGAGAGAAAGGCAGCUCAGUCGAUGCCCAUACCCAUCAUCGAAGAGGAGAGUUACGGAUGGAGAGAUCCAGCUAUUCCCGUCCCUGAAGCAGAAGAACAAGCGACGUCACCUCAGACUGCUGAUGGAAACGCCUUGUUGCCGACACUAGAACUCCCUUACAGACCUUCGACACCAGUUGCAUACUCUGCUCGUGCGUCUCCAGAGCCUCCUCCUCCACCAAGCAUCUCCGCAGUCCCACCCCAACGAUCCUCUAUCGCCUCCUCUUCCUCCGUUCAGACCACAGUUCAAUCUCCAGACAGUUUAACCAUAGCAGUCCCACCGAUCCGUCCAGUUACUCCAGUCAUUCGCAGCGAAGCUGAGCAGCUUCUAUUGUCGAGUAAAUACUACUUUGAGAAUCAUGAACGACUACUACGAGCCCCAGUCAAGAGAAAGCUGGUCAUCGUGGGCGAUACGUUGUCCGGGAAGAGCUUGUUGCUCCAUCAUCAAGCGCAUGGUAACAUCGACAAGGUGGCCCAUCUCCAAGAGGCUGCAAGCUUGUUAGAAACCUUCUACACAACUGUGACUCUCGCAGACAUAACAGUCGACAUGACCAUGACCGACACGCCGGGCCAGAUAGACUAUGAUCGCUUGCGUCCUAUUUGCUACCCCAAUGGCAACGUUAUCAUAUUGACAUUUGACAAGAGCAUUCCAGAGUGUUUCGACAAUAUCGAAGAAGCGUGGAUGCCCGAGAUUCAACACUUUCUACCUAAUACUCCCAUCAUACUUGUAGGCAAUAAGAAGGACCUCGAGCACGACCCUAAAAUAAUCCAAGAAGCGAAAAAGAUAGGUUACCACCCAGUCACCUAUGAAGAGGGUGCAGAAAAGGCAGCCAAACUUCCAGGGGUGGUCAAAUUCCUCGAGACUUCUGCCAAGACUGGCGAGGGUAUCAAGGAGGUGUUUGAGUUCGCGGCUCUGUACGCUUUGCUGGGGACAGGCCAGGAGAAACCCCCAAGUAUCUUCAGGAGACUGUUCUCAAAGAAAUGA
Messenger RNA from Fusarium keratoplasticum, 2421 nucleotides. Its product is annotated as Helo-like-N domain-containing protein. The transcript has 6 exons. Gene Ontology annotation, molecular function: GTPase activity; GTP binding. NCBI's taxonomy places the organism in Eukaryota, Fungi, Ascomycota, Sordariomycetes, Hypocreales, Nectriaceae. Gene Ontology annotation, biological process: small GTPase-mediated signal transduction. The coding region runs from base 34 to 2421 and encodes 795 amino acids. The record is from RefSeq and is a predicted model, not a curated record.